UAACUUGUUUAUGCUAUUUGUAUGCCUAUUUUCAAUUAAUUUUGCGGUUUUAAGUGACAGUUAAUAAAAUAUUUCGAAAUAUGGCUUCUAAGAGGUAAGUUUUUAUUAGUUUUUCGAGAUAUUAUUGUUUAUUACUUAUAGCUUUAUUGAGACGUAAGUACAUAUUAGUCAAUAAAUGGGAAAUAAAGUAUCUUACAAGAGUUUUUUAUAUCAAUUUUGAUCUUGAAACUUUAUGGUCGUUUAAACGCCCAGUAGGAGAAUCAACGUCUGUUAUGUUUUCCAGGCCGCGCUAUAUGAAACCGUUGAGAUUGAUUGAAAUUAUCGAAGAUCUGGAGUGUAUUGACGAUAACGAUCAAUUGCCAAGUGGCGUAGCUAUUUUACCACCUGAAAAUGCGAACGCUGAUGUAACUGAUGAGGAUUCUGGAGGCGAAGAAGUUGUAACUUGGCAUAAUCUUCUAGGUUCUCAGCUGAAAGCUCAAGCGGACCUGAUAUAUUCAGACGACGAAUCUUUUGACAUUGAACAUGAAUUGCCUUUGUCUACGAUAGCCAAAAGAAGAUGUACAGGCAUUGUAUCUAUUGAUGAAGCUGCGGAUCCCCCGGAACAGAUUAUAUCAAAUGUCACUGCACCUACCGAAUGUGAUACACCUCUUAUAGCCGUGACAGUGCCACGUAAUCAAAAAUAUCAGUGAAGGAACCGUCACAAUGCACAUAGAUUCCCAGAGAGGCAAAAAAUCGAGAUUGAGCUGACCAAAAUAUAGGACCAGCAUCAGGGGGAAAAAUGGUAUUUUCCAUUGCUGUGUAAUUGCCUCGACAUGGCUGUUCACAAUGCUUGGCAGUUGUACAAGGCUGAUAGUGGCGAAUAUUAUCAUCUGACUUAUCGCGGGGCGGUAGCAAGAAGCUUACUGGAGAACUCUGGAGACGUAUCAAAAACCGGAAAAGCGUGGUCCACGUCCAACGUCAAGAAACUAUCGUGAAACGUCCCGUUAUGACAGAAUGGAGCAUCUGGUGGAAUAUAAAGAAAAUCAGCUGAGGUGUGCUGUAUGCAAGAAAAAAACUAAUUAUUUUUGUAAAAAAUGUACUGUUUCUCUGCACCCCAAAGCAUGUUUUCUUACAUAUCACACUGCCGAAUAGUAGAAAUAUUAUCAUAUUACAGUUAAAAUGUUUAUGUUGCAAAUAAAAGUGCGCAAGAAAACUUAAAUUGUAUUUUAAUACAGCUAUAUUUCCUUGUGUAUGUUAGUAGUGGAUAUUCCUACUGGGCGUUUAAACGGCCAUGAUUUUCCCGCUUUCCCAGAAGAGAUAGAUUUUAUUCACUAUUUUUCCGAAGACUUUGGCACCACAAUAAAACACAUAUUGAAAAAUUACGAAAUCCGGAGACCAUAAAUAGUUUCAGGAGUAACUGGGUUAA
Messenger RNA from Pectinophora gossypiella (pink bollworm), 1405 nucleotides. Its product is annotated as piggyBac transposable element-derived protein 3-like. The record is from RefSeq and is a predicted model, not a curated record. The transcript is spliced from 2 exons. Bases 273 to 689 code for a protein of 138 amino acids. Lineage: Eukaryota; Metazoa; Arthropoda; Insecta; Lepidoptera; Gelechiidae.